AUUCCGACUGAAGGACUCUGUAUCCACGGUUAUGAAAUAAAAAAAAAAUAAAAAAAACGGACAAAAGCAACUUGCUGCAAGCAACCGAUACUUUGCAUUUUGUGGAGAUAAGAUUUACUAUAUUUAUCAAAUAAAGGAAUAAAUUAAUUUACUUUAUGUAACAAACACAUACUGAAUAUUACUUAUUUCAGUCAUCUUUUCAAAAAUGUUCCAGUCAACGAGUGAGCUUGCUAAUCGUAUCCCCAUCGAAAAGCACAAGUCUCCUGUUUGUGAAGAGAGUGAAACAUACGAUUGUGAUAUGUGCGAUUCUGGUGGAUGGACAAGUGAAACAGAAAUCGAAGUACAUAAACACAUGGAGCAUAAACAGGAAAUGUUACAUUUGCUUUAUCAAGAUUCGGAUGAAUUAUGUGAAAUAUGUCUAAAAAAAUUUGAUAGUUCAGAUGACUUAAAGAAGCAUAUUAAAUCUGAACAUCUUCUUAGUUCUGAAGAUGCUAUCCGUGUUGAACGAGAGCUAUUUAUUUGCGAUAUAUGUCAGGCUUUCUUCUUCAACAAAAAGCAGUUGGCUGUUCACAUAGUCCACUGUCACAUAAAUAUAAAGAAAAUAGAGUGUGCUCGCUGCAAUCGAACAAUACCUGUAAAAAAUUUAUGGUUUCACUAUAUACACCAUAAUAUUCAAAGUGUUGCUACAUGCAAAAUAUGUUUUCUAAAAUGUAAAGAUCGUAAAUCGUUGAAAGAACACAUCCUUACCCAUAGAAAAUAUUUUCAUUGUGAAAUAUGUCAAUAUCAAACAAAAAAGGAGGAUUUAUUUAAUAAUCAUAUUCAGUUGAGACACAAUCGAAAUUUUUCUAAUCUUCCAACAUAUAAUAAUAUAGACAUAUAUUUUUAUCCAACAUCUUAUACAAAAAAAUUGUCUAGGACAUCCCAUUUCCGUGGGUUGAUGCUGUCAAAUGAUUAUAGAGUUUGCAUAUUGUGUCGAGAAAUUUUUAACAAUUUAAUUAAGAUGCAAAUGCAUAUAUAUGAACAUGUCAUGGGAAAUGAAAUUAUUGAAAUUAAGUAUCAGUGUAUGUGUGGAGAGGUAUUCUCAAAUAAGGUACUUUUAAAACAGCAUGUUUUUCAGUUAAAAGGAAACCAUGCUCCUAAACAUUAACAAUUAAUUUUCAGUUUUAGACAUGUUGUGGGUCAAUAGGUAAUAAAUCUAUCUUACUCCCAGGUGGCACAAGAUAGACAAUUAUUGUGUAUGCUCUGCAGAUGUUUUUAUAGAAAUAAACUAAAACUUAAGUUUGUUGUCUCACAAAGCUGUUCAAUAUACAUGAAUAUACUCCUAAAUAAGUUGCACAAAAUGAGUGUUAAGGUUUUUAUAAUUAAAAUUAAAUUAAAAGUAACAAAUACCACAUACCUAGCCUAGGUAUGUGGUAUUUGCAUGUAAAACAUAGGCAUAUUAGAUACAGUAUAAAUGAGGACAAACAAUUGUAUCUUAUGUUAUUUUCCCAUACCAGACAUUGAGACAUCUUAUACUGUUAAAACAUUUACAAUGUACUUGAUUUUAAAAUCUCAGUUUUAGUAUAUUUGCCAUUUUAUUUGUGAGCCUAUCAUUAUGUUGUAAGCUUUGUAUACUGUAAGUAAUUUAUGAUAGAUAUAGUAUAAUAUACGGUAUCAUUUGAUUAGAGACAAUGGCUAUUGUUUUAAUUAAUUGUUAUUAACAUUUCAUCAUAAAAUAAAAUAAAUUAUAUCUUCUUGGUUUUAUUUGCAAAUACUGGACCAUACAAAGUGAUAAUCAAUUCAAUAUAUUUUUAAACUCAUUUUUUAUAAAUAUGCUUACCAUGAGAAAUUGUAUUUUUCAUAAUUUGUUAAGUGAUCUAUUUGGAAAAAAGUUGGAAUUUUGCAAAGAAGAUUGUAAGGUUAGAUCAGUUUUAACAAAAAAUACAUUUAUAAAACGUG
Pieris rapae (cabbage white) is the source of this 1938-nucleotide messenger RNA. RefSeq names its product PR domain zinc finger protein 5. The transcript has 2 exons. Gene Ontology annotation, biological process: regulation of DNA-templated transcription. Gene Ontology annotation, molecular function: DNA-binding transcription factor activity, RNA polymerase II-specific; RNA polymerase II cis-regulatory region sequence-specific DNA binding. The coding region runs from base 206 to 1147 and encodes 313 amino acids. The record is from RefSeq and is a predicted model, not a curated record. Lineage: Eukaryota; Metazoa; Arthropoda; Insecta; Lepidoptera; Pieridae.